This is a messenger RNA of Histoplasma capsulatum G186AR, 5270 nucleotides long. Its product is annotated as ubiquitin specific peptidase. NCBI's taxonomy places the organism in Eukaryota, Fungi, Ascomycota, Eurotiomycetes, Onygenales, Ajellomycetaceae. The coding region runs from base 1 to 5082 and encodes 1693 amino acids. Gene Ontology annotation, biological process: protein deubiquitination. The transcript has 4 exons. The record is from RefSeq and is a predicted model, not a curated record. Gene Ontology annotation, molecular function: cysteine-type deubiquitinase activity.
AUGUUGGGCACUGGUCCCCCGCUGUAUGCCACUGUUCUUCUGUGGUGUCCCCAGCCUUGCAGCUCGGGCGAGAGACGCAAGGUUGCAGAGCGAAAAGCUGGAGCCCGUGGCCGUCCUGCCAGUUCUUCUCUCCAAGGGAACAACCCGUCUACCUCCAGUUCCUCCCCUAGACUAAGGAGACGUGCUAGCGGUCGUCAUCGUCGUCGUCCUUCCUUACCUACGGCUAUCUCAGCCAGCGGUCCCGCUGCCACCUCCCUUACUCCCACAGCUGCAACAACCCCGACAACCACUGGCCCUCGCCCCACUCCCUCAGACUCAAUUAACAAGAACGACCCUCCGAUAUCCUCGUCCGGCCCGCGAUAUAAUCCCCCCCACCCCCAUCCUGAAAUCCGCCGUCGAAAGAAGCCGUAUUCCCGUAAACAGAAACUUCGAUCUGCUGCUUCGCAAGAUACCGCUAUAAUUUCUCGAAACGCUGCCUCCGCUGAAGGUCAAUCCACCCCGACCACUGACGACCAAGCCCCUGCAGGUAUGUCGGCACCGGACAGCGUGCGGGGCCCGCUUCCUCCUUUGCCAGAUGAUGGCUCUGAGAAUGAUCGACAGGAAUUUCAGUCCACGCCUGCCGUAAAGCGGCCUGCUGCAGAGAUGGGGGAGGAUGACCGCCCAUCCCUGGAUGUCGAGAUGGGCUCAGAUUCAUUUGAUGGCAAUGAGGAUCAGAAUAAGGAUCAGUCGUCAAAUGGCAAGAAGCAAAUGGAGCGACCAACGAGACAGCGUAGAGCUGUCUCUGUGGAUAUGGUUGGCCAGAAUGGUACCAUUACGACGACUAAUAAUAGUAUGGUUGGGACGGAGAUGAAGCCCGGAAGCGCUAAAUGCCUUUCUAUGGAGGACGCAAAUAGCUCGUCGUCAGACAGUGUCUAUCCUACGCCGUCCAGUAUGUCAACGUAUACUUCUUACACACGAGAAGAUGCUAAACCUCGGGCUUCCUCCCAUGCCACCCACGAUCGCCCCCCAAUCGAUGAGCAGGUUGCCGCUGUUACCAAAUUAUUGAUGCAACCGUUAAAGGAUCAGCAGAAGGGAUAUGUGGUUUCUGCGAACUGGCUAGGGCGCGUCCUUUCUAGAAGCUCAAAGGGAGGCCUGCAGCGAGAAAAAGCUGAUAAGACUGCCUCGGAGGGCGAGAUUGGUGCUGUUGACAAUUCAGACUUGGUUCUGGUCACUGACCCGUCAAUCAUGUACAAGGACGAGGCUGGUGAGCCGUUCGUCCCCUUACGGCCAGGCUUGCAGAUGGGAGAAGACUUUGAGAUACUUCCCGAAGAUGCGUGGGAAUUGAUCAUGAAAUGGUACGGGCUCUCGCCUGAAUCCCCUGCCAUUAUUCGAUAUGCCCAUAACACAACUGUUGGCUCUACAGAGCAUGUCCAAUACGAACUUAACCCCCCAAUCUUUACCAUCCUGAAACUGCCCAAUCCUUCACAGUCCCCAACGCAAAUUGCUCAAGAUAGGGCACGCGUUCCCAUCAAAACCUUGGCUAGCAGGCAUACACAAUUCCAACAGUGGCUGCGGAAUAUGAAGGACCUGGCAUCUAUUGAAAUGUCUACGAAGGUUCGUGUCUGGAGAAUUCUCGAGGGCUUAAAUAGCGCCACAACUUCCGGUAUCAUCACUCCAGCAGCCUCGAGAAGCGCGUCCCCGGCCCCUGGUGCCACAUUGACCGCUAGUGCGGGAAACAGCUUUUUGUUGGACGUAAACAAGUUCGUUGCUCUUGUGGAAGGCUCCCAACGAGAAUUGUUAGAAAUGAAGGACCAAACAUCGAAUCCAAAGUAUAAUGGAAGUCUCACCUUGCACCUUGCGGGUUUGGGGAGUGACGAUGUCAUUGUGCUCGAGGAACAAGUCGGUGGUCCCGCUGGUGGGGAGUGGAUUUCUGAUGGUGCCGGUAAAAGUUCAAAUCGACUUGCGGUCACUACACAUAGGGCCGGCCCGCAGAACAAGGGCAAAGGAAAACUCCCCACUGCCAGCGGCCGAGCAUCGCCGGCGAUUGGCGCUGUUUCCAGGGGGAGACCGCGCAAAGACGGCCGAUCUCCUGGUGUCACAGGCUUGAGUAACCUUGGAAAUAGUUGCUACAUGAAUUCUGCGUUGCAAUGCGUUCGGAGCGUAGAGGAGUUGACACAAUAUUUCCUCCAGGAUGAGUACAGGAAAGACCUUAACCCUGGCAAUCCACUUUCUCACGAUGGGAACGUGGCCAAAGCCUAUGCAAACCUGCUACAUCAGCUCUAUGAUGACAAUGGCACUUCUUCCUUUGCUCCUCGCCAAUUUAAACAGACCAUUGGCCGAUAUGGCCCUUCAUUCUCGGGUUAUGGGCAGCAGGAUUCCCAGGAGUUUGUGCUUUUCCUGCUGGAUGGCUUACAGGAGGAUUUAAACAGAAUCCAAAAGAAGCCAUAUAUCGAGAAGCCGGAUUCUACGGACGACAUGGUUGGCAACAAUGCCGCGCUUCAAGAGUUUGCCAACAAGUGCUGGGAAAUCUACAAGGCACGAAAUGACUCAGUAAUUACUGAUCUUUUCGCGGGAAUGUAUAAGUCAACGGUAGUUUGCCCCGUAUGUGACAAAGUUAGCAUCAUUUUCGAUCCAUUCAGUAACCUCACUCUGCAACUCCCGAUUGAGAAUCUAUGGAGCAAAGAGAUAUUUUUCUUCCCACUUCAUUCUCGCCCUAUUCGGGUUGCUGUUGACAUUGACAAAAAUGCGAGUAUCAAGGCAUUGAAAGAGUAUGUGGGUCAAAGGGUAGGCGUCCCUACCAAUAGACUUGUGAUGGCUGAAAUAUACAAGCACAAGUUCUAUAAGAUGUUCGAAAAUACUUCGAGCAUUGGAGAAUGUCAAAUUGGUAGCUCGGAUGACAUCGGCAUUUUUGAGCUAGAAUCUGUGCCUACCAGCUACGACCCAGAUAAAGCUCCCAGUCGAUCAGUUUAUUCGAGUCUCGCAUUCUCCCACAGUAAUACAACCAACCAGGAAAUACCAUCGUUCGACUCGCCAAAGUGCGAUCGCAUGAUUAUCCCAAUCUUCAACCGCGUUAUUAAACCUCAGGGUGCAAAGAUCACACGGCAGUUAUUUGGUGCUCCUUCGUACACUAUCAUUACACGCAAAGAAUCAUAUGAUUACGAUAGCAUCCUUCGCAAGGUUCUGCGGAAUGUGGCGAACCUGACGACUCGAGACAUUCUUCGCGAGGAUGAAGGGGAUAUUAUGAUGAACUCAAGUGCUGCUGAGGACUCUGAUACUGUUGUGACCAAUGAUGACGACUUUGACUCCUCAGACCCCAAGAUCAAAGUCUCCUCAGUCGACGGUGAAGACGGACUAGUUGAUGUAUCAAUGCGAGAUGGUUCUGAUUCAUCCACCAGAACCAAAUCAAGCGUGAAGGGUGAUACCACGCCGAUUCCGAAAGUUCUUCGACCUAAUAAUUUCAUCCCGCCCAUGCUUCGCAAUCUAUUCGAAAUCAAAAUAAUGCGAUCAACUGACGCUGUUCCCACUGGAUGGUCUACAGUCGAUGAGAUCAAAGAAUUUACCUCAAUGACCUCCAGAUUACCGAGAAAACAAGCCAAGAGAACCACUACAAAAAAGCCCCCUGUAAGUCGGGGAAGUAGCCCUCUUAGUAGCGAAGAUGAGCUCAGCGGCCCUGCUCGUCGUGUAGAUAUCGCUCGUUCAAGGGAUAACAAUGACGAUUCUGAUGGCUGUAGCUCCCAGAAAACUAAGGAGAGUGGUACAGAAAGUGGCUCAGAUUCAUAUCCCGGUCCCUCCGCGUUACUUCACGGCGCAGGACGCCGAAAACUCAAGUCUUCGACGUCCAAAAAAGGACCUCCCGAGGCUAUACCGCUGAUUCGUUCCGGGGAGGGUAUUGUUCUGGAUUGGAAUGAACAUGCAUAUGACGGUCUUUUUGCCGGUGACCCGCUUGAUGAUGAUGGACUACGAGGUUCGGCGACAUGGAUGAGUAUCGAUUGUCUUCCCGACCCUGAGCUUGAGCAGAAACGUCAGCUGCGCCAGACCCGGAAAAAGCGCGGGAUCAGUCUUGGUGAGUGCCUCGAUGAGUUUGGUAAGGAGGAAAUCCUUUCAGAAAACGACGCAUGGUACUGCCCUCGCUGCCGGGAGCACAGACGUGCGUCAAAGAAAUUUGAGCUGUGGAAGUGCCCGGAUAUUCUUGUGAUGCAUCUUAAACGCUUCAGUGCCAAUCGAGGGUUCCGUGAUAAGAUCGACGCGCUGGUCGAUUUCCCCCUCGAGCUCGACAUGAGUGGCCGGGUCCAGAUGCCUGAGGAGGGGAAAAGUUUGCAAUAUGAGUUGAUUGCGGUCGAUAACCAUUACGGUGGCCUUGGCGGUGGACAUUAUACGGCGUACGCGAAGAACUUUUUUGAUGGUUGUUGGUAUGAAUACAAUGGCGGAGAGUAUCUAGCCUGCAUCACUGAAGCAGCCAAAAAUCCCGAACAUGACGACUCUGAUUCACAACCCGACUCCCGCACACUUUCCCCUUCGGGGGAAGACCUGCGCCUCGGCGGCUCCUCCCGCAAUGGAUCGUCGAGCGCUUUAAUCGGAGCCGGAGCAAUUCACCAGGCGGGAGAUGGUGGUUUGCGGGGCGGAAUCCAGGCGAGGGAUGACGACAGCCUACCCGAGUACUCGGAACUCCACCACCAUAACCACUUGGAAGGCAUGGAUCUGGAGGACGAAGGAUUCGGGUCGUCUUUCGGCCCCGAUUUAAAUUUUUCCAACCAUCCCAGCUGGUCCUUCGACCGAGCCGCAGAACCCUACGGUGGCGGCGUCUCCGGCCUCGUACCCGCCCCCGCGAACUCAUUUUAUGAUGGGGACGGCGACGACGACCUCGACGACGAAGCAAGCAACAAAGCCGUCGGUGGCGGUGACAUGAGCGACUCGGAAUCGCGCCUGGCAAUGCUAAAUGAUUCCGGGGAUCAGGAUGGCUUGAUUUUUGAGGAUGCGGACUUGUCAUCAUCGACAACAGCCGUGCGAAAUAUCAUGCAACCGCCAGAUCUAGAUGAUGAUGAUGAUUCCAUGCCUGUUGUUGAACUGUGGGUACCUGAAGAGGAGGGGCCGGCAGCAUUGUAGCAGAAUUAAUUAAUGUGUGAUAUACACAUUCCUCUUUUUCUGUUUUCAUUCAUGGUUACUCAGUGAUUGAAUACCUUGCAUGGUCUGAAAGGAAUGACAUCAAAAACAAGAGGAGUUUUUUCUUGUUUGGUUUUAGGCUUGAAAAGUUAGUUCUCUUCAUAUAAAGGAUGGGUUCUCAGUGUAGUUGU